AUGCUGAGCGCCGCGCACGCGCCGGCGCUGGCGGAGGGGUUCGGGAGCGCGUCGUCGGGGGUGCUGUAUAACCCGAAGCGCGGGGUGGAACUGGAAAACUUGUUGCGGCUGGACGACGCGGCGCGACGACGAAAGACGGCGGUGUUGACGCGAGGGAACAUCGAUGUGCUGUUGCAAGAGUUGAAUGCGUUGUCGUUGGUGGAUGAGGAGGCGCUGGAGCAGGUGGACGCGGAGAUGGCUCUGCUGGCGGCGAGAAAUUUGGACGAGACGUUUAACGAGUUCUCAGAGAGCGACGCGUACGCGCGAUUGAGUGAUCAAAAGAGACGAUUGGUGGAUAAACGAGCGACGGAGGCGGCGUUGCAAAGACGUUUAAAGGAGAGAAAGGUGUUGUUUUUGAGGUUGGGGGCGCAGUCGCCGGUGAUUGUGUACGGCGCGGCUCUGAUGGCGAGUCUGGUGAGCAACAGCGCGAUGCACCCGCUGGACACGAUCAAGGUGCGACAGAUCUCGCUGAGGCAGUCCAAGGCGAAGAGUAGUGCGUCGUUCGAUGAGGAUUGGGACACUGACUUCGAACCGACCUGGGACGAAGUCGUGGGUGAGGGUGGAUUCUUGUCGCUCUACGACGGAUUAGUACCGAAUCUCUUCAAGGAGGGCCUACCGCUCGCGUUAUAUCUCGGGAUUUACGAAUCAGUGCGCGAGCAGUUGAUGCAAUUCGACGAGGGCAAAGCGCAUCCAAUCCUCGUAUACCUCGUCGCGGGCGGUAUCGGUGAGUUCUUCGCCUCGAUAUUCCGACUCCCCGCAGAGGCGGUGAAGAACGGCACGCAAGUCGGCAUGUCCGUCCAGGAGGCUCUGGAGACCAACGUGACGUCACCGUCGGCUAGGAAGAACUUAUUCAAGGUGUGGAAAAUCGUGUUAUUUCGCGAUAUCCCGUUCGGUGGGGUCCAAUUGGCCAUAUUCGAGUACCUCAAACUCUUGCUCGUCUUCUUCAGCAUCACCGCGAUUGAUCCCGAGGCGCCCGUCACCGAGGCUCUCUUCGGCGCCUUCGGCGGCAUGGUCGGCGCCUUCGUCACCACCCCCGUCGACGUCGUCGUCACCAGAAUGAUCAACGAGCGCAAAGCCAUCGCAGACGCCGGUCUCGCCGCCGACACCCCGGGAAUGUCCGCCAUAGAAACCGCGCGAGGCGUCUUCGCCGAAGCCGGCGGCGUCUCCGGCUUUUUCGUCGGCGCCAAGGAGCGCGUCUUAUACUGGGGUCCCGCCAUCUCCAUCUUUCUCACCGUCUACUGCAGAAUCCGCCAAUUCUAUUUACCCGACAUCGGCGAGCUCUCAAUCUGA
Ostreococcus tauri is the source of this 1329-nucleotide messenger RNA. RefSeq names its product Mitochondrial substrate/solute carrier. The transcript has a single exon. The record is from RefSeq and is a predicted model, not a curated record. NCBI's taxonomy places the organism in Eukaryota, Viridiplantae, Chlorophyta, Mamiellophyceae, Mamiellales, Bathycoccaceae. The coding region runs from base 1 to 1329 and encodes 442 amino acids.